AUGGCACUCAACAAGCCCAUCCCAGCACUCUACUGCUGCUACCUACUCAGAUCUACUGUCAGUCGAAGUACUACUUAUGUUGGCUCAACACCGAAUCCAGUGAGACGACUGCGUCAGCAUAACGGACAUGCGAAAGGCGGCGCCGUCCGGACCAGUCGCCCCAGUUUACGCCCAUGGGAGAUGACUUGUAUCGUCACUGGAUUCCCGAGUCAUAUUGCGGCGUUGCAAUUCGACUUUUCUUCUUCUAACCUCUCUAGAUGGGCUUGGCAGAAUCCACACAUCACCACACAUAUUCCAGCCGAAUCCCGAAUCCAGCAUGCAACACAGAAGAAGCGAUCAGGCCACCCGAAGAGACCACGGCAUACCAUCAACUCGCUCCUCUCGAACCUCCAUCUCUUACUCCGAGUUCCUACAUUUGCUAGAUGGCCACUCGAGUUACGCUUUUUCUCCGAAGAUGUACAUAAAGCUUGGUUGAAAUGGUGCAAAACGGCUCCAGAACCCAUACGCGAAACAAUCAAGAUCAUCCAGGACUUUAGCGUGUCAAAAAUCGAAGUAUCAGAUACCGAUGGCAGUCCCCGAGCGAAGAGGCGAAAAGUCGGUCAUGGGAUUCAAGGUCUCGAGAUUGGAUACGCCAAUGAGAAGAUGCACGUUGAGAAGGCGAAGAAUAUCGUGGAUUUUGAGCACGAAGGGAGCUGUGCAAUAUGUCGGGAGCACCUUGAGCAUGAUGAAGGCGUCUAUGCUCUCUGUCCAGCUCCUGGUUGUCAAUCGGCUACACAUUUAACAUGUCUCGGUCAACAUUUUCUCAAGUACGAAAAAGAUUCUCUGGUACCGAUCAAGGGAAACUGCCCUAGCUGCAAUACUGAGCUCAGAUGGAUUGAUGUCGUCAAAGAGCUGAGUUUGCGAAUGCGGGGACAGAAAGAGGUCGAUAAAUUGCUGAAAAAGAAGAGGUUACGCAGAGAUAAAGCCACUGCAUCUCAGGCAGUCAUCGAAUCAUCAGAGAGCGAGGAAGAGACAGACGAAGAACUUGAGCGACAAGAAAUUGAAGCGCAAUUACGAGAAUUAAGCGAUUUGGAUCCAGGAGAGACUGUGGAAGGAGGCGACCGAUGGCACGAAGUAGACGAUUCGGAUUCAGACACACGAUCGGUCGACAGCAAUAUCUCACUAGCUUCGAAGCAUGCCACAACACAGGCUAAUAAGGCUACAUCGUUGAAGCCAAUCAUCGAAGACAGUGACUGGGAUGAUGCUGCUGAGCUGGAUUGA
Mollisia scopiformis is the source of this 1260-nucleotide messenger RNA. RefSeq lists its product as uncharacterized. Gene Ontology annotation, cellular component: Slx1-Slx4 complex. Gene Ontology annotation, biological process: double-strand break repair via homologous recombination. Lineage: Eukaryota; Fungi; Ascomycota; Leotiomycetes; Helotiales; Mollisiaceae. Gene Ontology annotation, molecular function: 5'-flap endonuclease activity; crossover junction DNA endonuclease activity. The coding region runs from base 1 to 1260 and encodes 419 amino acids. The record is from RefSeq and is a predicted model, not a curated record. The transcript has 3 exons.